AUGUCCCUGCCUGAACUCCAGCAGAACCCGCUGGUCCAGAGGGUCAUCGACAUCUUCGACACCGAUGGAAAUGGAGAGGUGGACUUCAAGGGUAAGCCAGAACCAGAGUAGCCUUGUCCCAGAUCCGUUUGUGGUUUAGACUAUUCCAUAUGGAACAGACUGGGCGCCCGGGCUAAAGUCAGAGUGCUCUCCACUUUAAAUGCUAAAAUGGCUGAAUAUUAUUUUAUAUGUUAUAUAUAAUAGGGUGGUUAGAGAGGUGAGCUAGUUCGAAUCCCGGGUCUGACUGGGAAAAUCUGGCGGGAAAUGAGCUGCCAACCGUAGGGUUGCUGGUAUCAAAUCGUAGAUGUCGUUGACUGCCAUUGUGCCCUUGAGCAAGGCACUUAACCACCCAUAACAACUGCUCCACGGCGCCCAGUGUGGCAGUCCCCCGUUCCAACAUCUCCAACCUGUAUAUACAGUGCAUUCGGAAAGUAUUCAGUCCUCUUGACUUUUUCCACAUUUUGUUACGUUACAGCCUUAUUCUGAAAUGGAUUCAAUUGUGUUUUUUUCCCCUCAUCAAUCUACACACAAUACCCCAUAAUGACAAAGCAAAAACUGGUUUUUAUACAUUUUUGCAAAUGUAUAAAAAAAAAUACACUGAAAUAUAACAUUUACAUAAGUAUUCAGACCCUUUACUCAGCACGUUGUUGAAGCACCUUUGGCAGCGAUUACAGCCUCAAGUCUUUUUGGGUAUGACGCUACAAGCUUGGAUUCAAGUCCGGGCUCUGGCUGGACCACUCAAGGACAUUCAGAGACGUGUCCCGAAGCCACUCCUGCCUUGGCUGUGUGCUUAGGGUCGUCGUCCUGUUGGAAGGUGAACCUUCUCCUGAGUCUGAGGUCCUGAGAGCUCUGGAGCAGGUUUUCAUCAAGGAUCUCUCUGUACUUUGCUCUGUUCAUCUUUCCCUCGAUCCUGACUAGUCUCUCAGUCCCUGCCGCUGAAAAACAUCCCCACAGCAUGAUUCUGCCACCACCAUGCUUCACCGUAGGGAUGGUGCCAGGUUUCCUCCAGACAUGACGCUUGGCAUUCAGGCCAAAGAGUUCAAUCUUGGUUUCAUCAGACCAGGGAAUCUUUUUUCUCAUGGUCUGAGAGUCCUUUAGGUGCCUUUUGGCAAACUCCAAGCGGGCUGUGCCUUUUACUGAGGAGUGGCUUCCGUCUGACCACCCUACCAUAAAGGCCUGAUUGGUGGAGUGCUGCAGAGAUGGUUGUCCUUCUGGAAGGUUCUCCCAUCUCCACAGAGGAACUCAGGAGCUCUGUCAGAGUGACCAUCAGGUUUUUGGUCACCUCCCUGACCAAGGCCCUUCUCCCCCGAUUGCUCAGUUUGGCCAGGCGGCCAGCUCUAGGAAGAGUCUUGGUGAUUCAAAACUUCUUCCCAUUUAAGAAUGAUGGAGGCCACUGUGUUCUUGGGGACCUUCAAUGCUGCAGCGAUUUUAUGGUACGUUUCCCCAGAUCUGUGCCUCGACACAAUCCUGUCUCGGAGCUCUACGGACAAUUCCUUCGACCUCAUGGCUUGGUUUUUGCUCUGACAUGCACUGUCAACUGUGGGACCUUACAUAGACAGGUGUGUGCCUUUCCAAAUCAUGUCCAAUCAAUUGAAUGUACCACAGGUGGACUCCAAUCAAGUUGUAGAAACAUCUCAAGGAUGAUCAAUGGAAACAGGAUGCACCUGAGCUCAAUUUCGAGUCUCAUAGCAAAAGGUCUGAAUACUUAUGUAAACAAGGUAUCUCUGCUUUUAUUUGUAAUACAUUUGCAAAAAUGUCUAAAGACCUGUUUUUGCUUUGUCAUUAUGGGGUAUUGUGUGGGAAAAAUAAUUUUAUCAAUUUUAGAAUAAGGUUGUAAUGUAACAAAAUGUGGAAAAAGGGAAGGGGUCUGAAUACUUUCCGAAUCCACUGUAUGCAUAUCUGUCUUUCAGAGGGGUUGGGAUGAAGCAGAAGUGAAAGUUCAGUUGGACCUUGUGUACAAUUGAUGAUUAAAGUGAUCUUAAUUAUUACAUUAAAUAAUCAGGGAUCAUACAUGCUCAUGACAAGUCUUACAAUGCAUUAAAAUGAUGGCAUCAUAAUGCAUCAUACCUGUAGGCUUUAAGUUAAAUGAAUCAUAUAUAGAGCGAUUCAUUUAUGUUCAUACCUCCCUCUAUUGUAUAUAUGGUGUUCUGUUGUUCUGUUAAUUGAACAUAGGCUAUGCACACAUAAUGAUAUUUUUAUAUUUAUUUGAUACAUUUAUCUAAACCCACAACAAUUUAUAAUGCAAUGUUUAUGUUUUACUGGUGAAGAAAUGGUUUGGGCCUAACAAUGUCUUUGGAUUUAAGCUUUACUUGCUGAAAUCAGGGCGGCAGGUAGCUUAGUGGUUAAGAGCGUUGUGCCAGUGACCGAAAGGUCGCUGGUUCUAAUCCUCGAGCCGACUAGGUGAAACAUCUGUCGGUGCCCUUGAGCAAGGCACUUAACCCUAAUUGCUCCUGUACGUCGCUCUGGAUAAGAGCGUCUGCUAAAUGACAAAACAAAAAAAAAAUAUAUAUAUAUAGUAUCAAGACAUGUGACGCUGGUGUUGGUAAAUGGAUCUGUUGUCCUCCUCUGAGAACGGCCCGGGGUGGCCUAGAACAGGAGUUUCACACAACAUUCAUUACAUUGCAUGAUUAACACAAGGUUGGAACUUAGGCCUGGCAGUCUGUCUGCUCUGCCUAACAGUACCUGUCCUGCACAGACAAUAGGAACAUUUAACACAGGACAGUCACAACUAGAUCACCUUAGGCCUAGAUUCAAUCCGGUCCGCGGAUAAAUCUGCGUGAUUGACGUUUAAAGAUAAUUUCUGAUUGAGCUGACAUAUGCAGCGUUUGCUGUGAAUGUGGUCUAAAAGGGGCGAUCAGAUUGAAUUUAGCCCUAAGUAUCAAUUGCAGUAGUCUGCUGUUGUGUUUACAAAGUGAGAUUUUUGAUUAAACUUAUGAAUGCAUAAGUAGUGCAUUUACAUUUGACCACUGCCAUCGUGAAUUUAAAAAGUAUUGCACAGGCUACAUACAGGCAGUCAAAUAAAGUCUAACUCUAAACCAUCUCUCCAUCUCUCCCCCUAUCAGAAUUCAUUGAGGGAGUCUCACAGUUCAGUGUCAAGGGGGACAAGGAGUCAAAGCUUCGGUGUAAGUAGACAAAUCUACUGCAAAUCCAUCUCCACUUCGAUCUGUACUACAAAACCAAAGCUCUGUGGUUGUUUAUUGUUUAUUUCCACAUGUUCAUGCUUCCAUCCUCCUCCAGUCCCCAAAGUAGAAACAGAAUGCCUGAUGGCAUCAAUGAUGAGGCUUUCUCCAAAACCUAAAGUCUUUUUUAUUUACACACACAUUCCUGCAUCCUCCCACUCCACCCCUCUCUCCGUCCUCCACCCCUCUCUCCGUCCUCCACCCCUCUCUCCACCCCUCUCUCCCUCCUUCACCCCUCUCUCCCUCCUCCACCCCUCUCUCUCCUCCCCUCCAGUCGCCUUCCGGAUCUACGACAUGGACAAGGAUGGCUACAUCUCCAACGGGGAGCUCUUCCAGGUGCUGAAGAUGAUGGUUGGGAACAACCUCAAGGACACUCAGCUCCAGCAGAUCGUGGACAAGACCAUCAUCAACGCAGACAAGGACGGAGAUGGCAGGAUAUCCUUCGAAGAGUUCUGCUUA
This is a messenger RNA of Coregonus sp. 'balchen', 3677 nucleotides long. Lineage: Eukaryota; Metazoa; Chordata; Actinopteri; Salmoniformes; Salmonidae. The record is from the annotation of a GenBank genome assembly.